CACCGCUGUACACGAGCGUCCGUCACCGUGUUGAUCCAACCUUGCAGGCCAAGAGACAGAUACGCCACGAUUUCUCUUCACCCGUGCCACGCCACGCCGCGGUCGGUUCGCGCCUCCCGACGCGACGCACGGCGACGAGACGGUCCCCCUUCCCUCCCGGCCUCCCGUCCCCGGCCGCCUCCCGCCGUCCGGCGCCGCCCGCCCAUCAAUCCAACUCCGAAUCCUCCUCCCCUAAACCCCCCCGCGGCGCCGCAACCGACCAACACGUGGGAGGAGGGCGAGUCGAGCGUAGACGAGGUGGGGAAUUCGAGUGUUCGACCGGGGGCGGAAGCAUGAGCUUGGCCUCCCCCGCGCCUAGGCGUCGUCGAGCUCGAAUCGGGAGAUAAGGAAGCCAGCGGCGGGCGCGAGCACCUGGGGUGGGGGGAGAUGGCCUCGCAGGAGGAUGACCGCGCGGGCGGCGGCGGCGGCGGAGGGAGGAAGGAGCAGGAGCGGCGCCCGUCCAAGGCGUGGGGGAUCCUCCUCUUCGGCCUUAUCGGCGCCACCACCGCCACCUUCGCGGUUGCUCAAGUUCGCAGAAGUGUUGAUUGGGUCUACAGUCAGUUGAAUAAGAUACAGACAACAUCUUGGAGGAACGCAAGUAACAGCUCUAAUCGUGGAAGUUUUAGUGAGGAUGCUAGGAGAAGAUAUUACCAACGUAUGCAGCAGGAAUAUGAAGAGGAACAAGAGAGAGUUCAAAGAAUAAGACACAUGCAAAGUGUUUUCAAUAGAGAGAGGAACAAGUUUAGGAGAAGUUAUGAAGCUUGGAGGGAGAAUGGCCCUCCAGGUGGAUAUAAUUAUGUCCCACGGGAUGACUGGUACUGGCAGUCAGAUACAUCACACUCAGAACAUAAAAAUAGGCGGACAUAUACUCCUGCAGGACCUAGGGCAUAUUCUAUGUCACAUCACUAUACGGUCCUUGGUCUCGAUAGGUCGCGAACAACACCAUAUACUGAUGCAGAAGUCAAGAAUGCUUUUAGAACAAAAGCAAUGGAGGUUCACCCCGAUCAAAAUCAAGACAAUAGAGAGGCUGCAGAAGAGAAGUUCAAGGAGGUCGUCAAAUCAUACGAAGCAAUAAAACUGGAGAGAAAAAAUGAUGAAAGAUGAAUGUGAAUACGUAGCUUCACUGGAGCUCAUUGGGAACAUAGAAAGGAUUAAUGAAAACAAUACCAUAUCAGCAGACCUUGCAAUCAAGUGGAUGAUCAGUAAGGUUCGGCUGUGGCUUUUGAUAGCCUGUAACACAAGUUAUAUUUGAAGUUUUUGCUUGGGAGCACACGGCCCUGAUGUAGAGUAGGAUAUUUUGUCGACAAAGGUGCAAAAGAAAAUAGCUCACUGCGCUACUAAUCUGAGGUGCAUAAUUUGGACAGCGGCUGAGCAUUUUUGUUGUGUAUGCCUGCUGAUUCAAUUUUUAUUACUUGUAGAAAGUAGAGUGAAGAUUGGAUCGAAAAUAAUAUAGAGCCAUAAUACUGUAGCAAAAAUGUUUAUUACUCUGUUGAGCAGUAGCUGUCCUCUAGUGCACAAUGGUACUGUCUGCGCUAAUGAUGCAUCUAUGGACAACCAUAAUCCAAUUAAUUCGGUUUGGUACACCUGAUACUGUUGAUUCUGCUUAGACCAGGUACAAUAGCAAGC
Messenger RNA from Oryza brachyantha (malo sina), 1665 nucleotides. RefSeq lists its product as uncharacterized. NCBI's taxonomy places the organism in Eukaryota, Viridiplantae, Streptophyta, Magnoliopsida, Poales, Poaceae. Bases 427 to 1143 code for a protein of 238 amino acids. The record is from RefSeq and is a predicted model, not a curated record. The transcript is spliced from 7 exons.